This is a messenger RNA of Teleopsis dalmanni, 1272 nucleotides long. RefSeq names its product GATA-binding factor 2-like. The record is from RefSeq and is a predicted model, not a curated record. Bases 1 to 1272 code for a protein of 423 amino acids. Lineage: Eukaryota; Metazoa; Arthropoda; Insecta; Diptera; Diopsidae. The transcript has 6 exons. Gene Ontology annotation, biological process: positive regulation of transcription by RNA polymerase II; cell fate commitment; negative regulation of transcription by RNA polymerase II. Gene Ontology annotation, molecular function: RNA polymerase II cis-regulatory region sequence-specific DNA binding; zinc ion binding; DNA-binding transcription factor activity, RNA polymerase II-specific.
AUGACAAUACAAGUACGGCAACGACUCGAAACGGCAACCGUACAUGAAGCGGUACGUACAAGUAGCGCCGACAAGGAAACAAACAAUGCGAAAACAGACUCAAUUGAAGUCCUCUCCCAGCAAAGCAGUACGGAAUACAAUGCACAGAAUGCAGAUACAGAAGCUUUAGGCGGAUUUGAGUUGUGUGCAUCCCGUAUGGCAUCAUCGCAUACAUCACCUCAAGUGUGUCGGCCCCACUUUCAUCCGCCCCUGAGUUCAUGGCUUACCAGCGAACAUAAAUCAUUUGCGCCUGCCAGCCCAUGGGGUAGUCCGUUUGCAUGCCCUCAAGAUCCGCAAGUUGACCAUAAGGUCGGACAGAUUGGCCAAAGUCAUCAAACGACAACGGGCCAACAUUCAUUUCCGUUCCCACCAACACCGCCAAAGGAUUCAACACCCGAUUCAGUACAAACCGGUCCAUCGGAAUAUCAGGCCGUUGUAAAUGCCUUCAUGCAUCAAGCACAAGUUAGUGGCGCUACCUCACUAUCAGAUGCAAGUUGUGCGUUGGACAUAAAACCCACAAUACAAAAUGGCAGUAGCGGUUCACACAAUGGCAGUCAACAGUCGUCGGCGCCGAAACAACGUGAAGGUACUAAUAAUACAAAUAACAACAAUAACAAUAAUACAACAAAUAAUCACAAUGCACAAAAUAACAACAAUAAUGCCGGCAAUACAAAUUCAGCGCUUAACGGCAGUGGCGGCCUAUUUGACAACACAGCGCAAGCGCAUUAUGCGAAUAGUCUGGGUAAUUUAGGUGGUUGUGCUGGUGUUUCCGGUGUUGCUGGCAGCACGGGUAGCAGCAGCACUGGCGGUGGCUAUGACGGUUCAUACGCCUCAUAUGCGGUACAUCAUCAUGCUAGCGCGGCGGCAGCGCAUCAUCAAGCGGCCGCUGCUGCUGCAGCUGGUAUGUUUCAAAGUUCCUCCGCUGCAGCUGCGGCUGCAGUACGACACAGUAUGUCCGGUGGUGGCCAUCAUGGUCAUCACGGUGUGGGAAGUUCGGGUGGUUUAGGUGGUAUCGGUGGCAACAGUCAAAACAGUGUAGUCGAUGUGAAACCGGCGAGAACGAAACCAAGGACUAGUGCUGAAGGUCGUGAAUGUGUCAACUGCGGUGCAACAUCAACUCCUCUGUGGCGACGCGAUGGCACCGGUCAUUAUUUGUGCAAUGCCUGUGGUUUAUACUAUAAAAUGAAUGGUCAAAAUCGACCAUUAAUUAAGCCAAAGCGAAGACUGGUGUAG